AUGGGGCUCGAGGCACUCGAGGUGUCUCCGCCGACUUCAGACAAUGCUGAUACGCCCGCGGAAUAUUGGAAGACCCAAGACCCGUACAUCUUCAAACCAGCAGAGUGGUUCUUUAAAGAAAUUGCUAGUGGAAAUACAAAACGGCCUCAUUCAAUUUCAUGCGAAGAGGUAGAUCAGCAAGUCAAUGGCACACCGCUUCCAGUCUCGAGCCAUGGAAGAAUCUUUCGUUUCAAUGACCAGUUGGGUUUCCUGCUGAUCCAAUUCAUGCGUCCACAAGUCUGGCGUAUCAGGUUUCAUAGCACAAAUACAACGCCCUCGGACUUUUCCGACUAUAACACGAGAACCAUCGUCCAGGAUACACUUACAAAGACUAUUGAGAUUUUAGACCUUGCCGAGGGCUUGUCCUGGCAUGUCGAACUCGUACAGCCGAACGAUGAAUACUACGUUUUACAAUCAGUCCUCGGCUCUGAAUCAGUAGACGACCCGUCUCGCAAGGUUAUUGUCCAGCUGUGGAUUGAGCGGAAACCAAUCAACAUCACCGCAGUCAGAGCAAUCAGAACCACCAGUGUUCUGACGCAGCUACCAACCUUGUCAUCAAUUUCAAAUGCCAAGCCUGAGCAUAUGAAAAAGUUGACAAUCAACACACCUCCAGACUCACAAGUUGCUGUCAUCUGGCGAACCAAAAAUGAUCCACUACAAUGGCUAGAUAAUGCAACUGUUCUGGCAGUUGAAAAGCCGCUGAGCGCAAGAUAUGCGGGCUUCGGUGAGCAAGGCGGGCGCAGGCUGUUCAAAGACAACGUCUGCAUGAACUACUUUAAUUUUGACAACAUGCGAUACUUCAACGUCUAUGGAAAAGAUCGCAAGGAUGGGCCGUAUUCAGAUAGUGAGCCUUUGUAUCAUUCUGAGCCAUACUGGAUCGAAAUGAAUGCACACCCUGGUACACAAUCUCAGUUAGCCACAUUUGUGGACAACUAUUCCGAUGUCAAGCUAGACCUUGGCCGCGUUGAUACUACGCAGCUCCGUAUCGCAACUAGAUUCAAUAGCUUCCAAAGCAUUUUCAUCGCUGGUGACGAUGUUGCACAAGUGAUUCGCCUGUACACGUCGCUCAUUGGCAGGCCCCAGCUGAAUCCGCGCUUCGUUCUGGGAAAUCAUCAAGGAUGUUAUGGCUAUGACACGCGAAAAAAGGUAGAGAAUACAGUCAACCAGUAUAGGAAGUACCAAAUCCCACUGGACGGAAUGCACAUCGACGUCGACAUUCAGCGCCUAUACCGAACCUUCAGUAUCAACACAGACGAAGGUCAUUUUCCACAGCCCGAGGAAAUGUUCAGUCGGCUCCGGAAGCAGGGAGUCAAAUGCAGUACAAAUAUCACACCUGUCAUUAGUCUCCUUUCUGACCCUAAAAAUCCCUACUCAGUUCUUGAUGAGGGCUUAAAGAAUAAAUACUUUGUCAUGGAUCGCCGUGAUGUCGAUCCGUCGGCGAGCUCCUAUGACAAGCAGAUAUCUCUCAACUUUGGGGCCGGAAACAGAUACUUUAAGAACCCCAACAACUUUGAUGACCUACCAAAGUACGAGACCAGAGGUGAUUACCAAUUUGAGAAUCUUUUCAAUCAGGAUCCCCCAGUCCCAUUCAGAGGGGGCGUCGAUUAUGGAGAUGGUAGGGGAGCUCCGGGCUACUAUCCUAACUUGAACAAUCAAGAAGUCAGGGAGUGGUGGGGCAGGCAAUACACGUACCUUUUCCAGACAGGCCUUGAGUUUGUUUGGCAAGACAUGACAUCGCCGUGCAUGGCUGAAGCAUUUGGCGACAUGAAAUCUUGGCCAUUUCGUCUACUUCUGGAUUCGGACGGCUGGAGUGGAGACCCUAAGGCUGCUGAAAAGAAAAAGGCCAUUGAGAUUUGGUCUCUAUACAGCUACAAUCUCCAUAAAGCUACAUUCCAUGGUUUGCAGGAGCUUGAGAGUCGUAGGGGUAAACGCAAUUUCAUCAUCGGCCGUGGCAGCUUUGCCGGUGCUCAACGCUUUGCGGGACUCUGGACCGGCGACAACGCUUCUACCUGGGAAUUUUUGGAUAUUUCUGUGACACAGGUGCUUGCACUCGGACUCGCUGGUAUGACUAUCGCCGGAGCGGAUGUCGGUGGUUUCGAACCCCUACACGAUGGCGAGUCUUGGGCCGACCCUGAACUUCUAAUUCGAUGGUACUGCGCAUACAGCUUGCUACCGUGGUUUCGAAACCAUUACAGUGGCAAGGGGGGCAAGAAACGUUUCCAAGAACCUUAUGCCUACGCUGAACUGCAGAAUUCGCCUGACUGGAGGUUUGUCCCUGAAAAAGACCGCAAUACAUAUUACUCUGUCUUGCCAAUUUGCCGCUACGUAAUUCAGCUGAGGUACAGUCUGCUUCAGCUACUGUAUGAUGCCAUGUUUGAACACAUGAUCAACGGUUUGCCGAUUGCGCGAGCCAUGAUCAUUACCGAUCCAUUGGACUCAUCACUCUAUGAUGCAAACCAGUGGUAUACGCGGAGUCAGUAUCUGGUCCGCAAUGAUCUUCUUGUCGCUCCAGCUCUUUGUAAGGAAUGUCAGCGAACGAUACGAAAAUUAUAUCUACCUGCUCCGGAUUACUGGUAUCCUGUGAACCUACGCCCAGGAACACAACUAUAUCUGAAUGGUAUUCUUGCUGAACCUUUGGCUCCCUGGGUCCGUGGUGGUACGUAUGUCGAUUUCGACUGUCACAUCUCUCCAGAUGAGAAACAGCUACCUUAUGCUACACCAAUGUACAUCCGCGAGGGUGGCAUUAUACCGCAAAUGGCAGCGGGUAACUGGGUACCGGAUCGCACUCGGGACGACAAAGAUGCUCCGCCAAAUCCACUGACGAUCAAUAUUUACCCCGGCAAGGAUAACAGCUACGACAUGUAUCUCGACGAUGGGGUAUCACGAGAGAGCGCCCCGUGUAAUGUCUACCUCUCUGCACUACCAAAUGAAGCUAAGGGAGAGGUCGUGACGAAACUGGCCAACGCAUAUGGAGACCAUGAGGCGAAUAGCAUAUUCCGGCACGUAAAAUUCGAUCAAACAACCCUGAGUGAAUUUGGUAGCGACCAAAUGAGAGACAUACGGCGAAUAAGAGUUUCAACACCGUUCUCGAAGUAUGGAGAUGACCUGGUCGAGCGGGACAUUGGCCGAGAGUAUCGCAUUGUGGUAUGGCAUGCCUCAAGGUGGCCUGCAGUGGAAAUGAACCUGGACGAAGUCAAAGUAAAUAUCGAGGGAAAUGUUGAGGUCCGCUGGGAAAUGGAUAAAGCGCUGCGUGCAACUGUGGCAUGGGUUCCCGUCUCUGCUACUGCGGACGUGACGAUAGACGUUAGCUGUCCAGCCUAG
Messenger RNA from Bipolaris victoriae FI3, 3360 nucleotides. Its product is annotated as glycoside hydrolase family 31 protein. Gene Ontology annotation, biological process: carbohydrate metabolic process; N-glycan processing. The transcript is spliced from 3 exons. Gene Ontology annotation, cellular component: glucosidase II complex. Bases 1 to 3360 code for a protein of 1119 amino acids. The record is from RefSeq and is a predicted model, not a curated record. Gene Ontology annotation, molecular function: alpha-glucosidase activity. NCBI's taxonomy places the organism in Eukaryota, Fungi, Ascomycota, Dothideomycetes, Pleosporales, Pleosporaceae.